This is a messenger RNA of Python bivittatus (Burmese python), 6201 nucleotides long. Lineage: Eukaryota; Metazoa; Chordata; Lepidosauria; Squamata; Pythonidae. The record is from RefSeq and is a predicted model, not a curated record.
UGUUCCUAUUUUAUUUAUGUAUUGGAAUGCAGCUUCUGACUAUGGCAUGAAAUUGCCAAUCUUGCGAUCCAACCCUGAGGAUCAAAUUCUCUACCAAACGGAACGCUACAAUGAGGAAACGUUUGGAUACGAGGUCCCUAUCAAGGAAGAGGGCGACUAUGUCCUUGUACUGAAGUUCGCUGAAGUCUAUUUUGCACAGUCCCAGCAGAAGGUUUUUGAUGUGCGUUUGAAUGGCCAUGUGGUGGUGAAGGACUUGGACAUCUUUGACAGAGUUGGACACAGCACAGCCCAUGAUGAGAUUAUUCCCAUCAGCAUCAAGAAGGGGAAGCUGAGUGUCCAGGGAGAGGUUUCUACAUUCACAGGGAAGCUUAACAUUGAGUUUGUCAAGGGGUACUAUGAUAAUCCAAAAAUCUGUGCACUGUAUGUCCUCGCGGGAACAGUGGAUGAUGUUCCAAAGCUUCAGCCUCACCCAGGCCUGGAAAAAAAAGAGGAGGAGGAAGAUGAAGAGGAGUACGAAGAAGGGUCCAGCCCUAAAAAGCAGACCAAUAAGAACCGGGUCCAAUCAGGCCCCCGCACACCAAACCCCUAUGCCUCGGACAACAGCAGCCUCAUGUUCCCGAUCUUAGUGGCCUUUGGCGUCUUCAUUCCAACCCUAUUCUGCCUUUGCAGGUUGUGAAAAAGACAGCAAGCACAGUGGUCUGCAAGCCAGGGAGGAGGAGUUGGGCCGGAUGCGGAGUCUGUCCUGGCUUCUCCAUAUUGCUCAUAAUUUAAGGAAAAUAAUGGCUUGUUAAGGAGCAGCAGGUACAAUAAAGGGAGAGUUUGCCUCCCCCUCAGCAGAACUUUGGGUCUUGGCCAGCUGUGUGCCCCAAGCAGGACCUUUCCUGUCCAGAAAGUCUUGAAGCAGAACCUGGAUAUUUUGGGCAGUGAAUCCUGUGACGAGCAAGAUGGAGUCAAAAGGGGAGGGAGGAGGAAACAGGAGGGCACAGAACCCAAAGGUUGGCUGAAAAGAAAAGCAGACUUGGCCACUGACCACCCUUGCUGGAAUGAUUCACAGGUGUGGAGUCGGGGGUGGGUGGACAUCCGCUAGAGUGUUUGUAACUCAGCACAUGGUACUUCUUUUCUUUCCUGAACAAGAAGACUCACCCUUAUGGAUUGAUCUUUGGUAAAAUGCUAUUGGUUAUGGAACAGGUUGAACAGGUUAUCUAGGUCACCUGCUCUGCCAGGCAUUCUGAGAAGAUUACACUUUCAGGCAGGUGGUUUCCCUGGUCCUGACAAUUCUGGCAGAAGUCUUGGAUUAUCUUUGGAGAAUUCCCUCUCACUCCCUUGUGUAACUUUAAUCUGGUUUCUUCCCCCACCCCCAGCCCAUGCCAUGCUUUCACUCCUAGGACUUAUUCCUCUCCCCAUUCCAUGUUACAUGGCAAAAGCCUGACAGGUAGAAGCUGGCCUUCCAGAGGAGGUGUAGGAAGUUUUCCUGAAGGCCUUCAGUUUUUCUUGUGCCUGGAGACUUUCCACAAUCUAAGAGGAUGUCUUCUUUUUUCUGCUUAAGAAGUCCAGGGCAAGGAAAUCUCAAAAGCUGUCAUGUCCUUGAGCUUCUUGAGUGGUUAAGUUCUUUUAGGCUCAGUUUCAAGGCAACUUUUGAAAGAGAUGCAUGCCCCUCGAAGGGAUCCUGUUGACUGUUCCUUUCUCAGUUCUUUCUGUGGGUGCAAUCUGAAGUGAUCUUAAAAGGUACUCAAUGCCAUGGAAUGCAGAUUGUAAGGUAGCAAAUACAGGGUUGCUUGACUAUCUACAACCUAGAGAAAGAUUCCCUCCUUAGGUUGUUGUGACUACUGUUGUUAUCUUUUCUAAAUACUUACAGGGAUCUAAGGAGUAUUUCUCUCUCUCUCGAUGUGGCUUUCUGGUUUUCCAUUGCUAUAGUUAUAUAGUGGAAUCUGGGGGAAACAAGGCAGAGUAGAAGUCAUUUUCCUCAAUGGCCUUUUCAUACAGAGCAAGCAUUACCGAAUGGCUGUGCUUGUACAUCAGUCCCAGUUGAUAUUCAGCUCAUGGUGAUUGCAGCCCCACUGCACCCCUGCUCUGCCAUAGCUCUUCCUCCAUAUGCCUAACCCACUCCCUUUGGUCAUUUUGCCUAUGCCGUCCUGUGUGAUGGUUAUGGCCUUUCUUGGGCCUUCGUCUUCUCCCCCACCGUAAUUCCCUUGCAUGUUCUCACAUAGUUAAAAAGUGUCAUAUGAUGUCAAAUCAUACCGUGGAUGACUUUUUCUUACUUUGGUGAUCCUGCUGCCAGUUGCAAGAGUGGUCCAGAUUGAAGAUGUCAGUCUUCACCAGCAAAUUUCACCUUUCUUCUCAGAAGAUUGAAAUGUUUAAUGUUUGUUCCUACAACCUGUCCUGUUUUUCCAGUUUCAGCGUGCUUAAUUUUAAGGCACUUGCCUGGUUUCUUUCUAGGUACAAUCUCAACAAGGAAAUGACUGCUUUACACAGCCAUUUUCUUUUCAUACUGUUAGUAAACAUAUUAAACUCAGACAGCUAAUCUCUUUCUCCACAUGGCCCAGAAAAUCGUCUUCCUCUCUGGACUUGGCCUCCUUUUGGACAUUUGGCCCCAAAGUAAAUUCUUCUUUUCUUCAUUUUAUUUAUUUAUAUAUAUUUCUAUUAGAGGGUAGUGUUAUGCCCCCAUGCAUUUAACAUUCAUUUCUUCAGGAAUAAAAUCCAUUUGGCUGAAAAUGCUGCCAGGGAUUUGCAACAGUCCUCAGCUUGAAAGCUUCCAUUUGCUCUUUCUCCUCAUGGCUGUAAACUUUCUUUGACGGAGGUCCACAUUUGAUAGAUAUAAAUUUCAUAGCUGCUAUUGGUGAAGUGACUUCUGGGUUACGCUACGUGAGAUGGUUGAUACGUGCUAGCAAAAUAUGGCAACAGAUACAGCUAGGGAAACGGCACACCUUCACUGUCUCACACAGGUUACCCAGAAGUAAUUUCACCAAGUCCCAUAUUCUUUUAAUCUCAACUCGGAAGAAUUUGAUUCGGAAGCUGUUUAGAUGUUGCAGGUCCAGACAGAUUACUCUGUUCUUCAAAGGAAGUGGAUGUUAUGUGAGCUCAGGUACCUAGCCAUGAGGACAAGGGCUGCUUUUAUCUUGAUACUGAUACAUUUUUGAGUCCUUAAUCUUUAAACAAAAGCCCUUGUGGCUGUUUAUUUAGGGGCUGGUUUAUAUUUUGCAAGUAAACAGAACAGAUAGGUUGCCUUGCCUCGCUCAUACCCUAAUUUGUCCCACUUGAUUUGUAAGAAUGCACGUUUCCUCCACAAACUGAAGCAAAUGGAACAUAGAGGAUGACCAAGUGGGCUAUUGUGAGGGCUCAUUUCCAUUCCCUUUGCUCUCCAGGGGUAGAGGAGGCAAACGGUUACUGAUUAUCUUCCGAAACAAUUGUACUUCCUAUCUUCUCCAUUUUAGAGAGCUCUAAAUCCCUCCAGGAAAAGAGAGGGCUUGUUUCUAGACUGGAAGCUCUAUCCCCACCAAAGUCUUUUACACAACUGAAAUUCUGCAUUUCUGAGUCUUGGGGUGUAAAAAAUGACAACUCUUUAUCCUCAUAAGAACAUUUGACUCGAAUCACAUGCUAGUAAGAGUAGCUUUAUCCCUAUUUUUAUAUAUGGAGAGAACAUGGCCCUAAUUUCCCCUUGGAAUUUGGUUGCUUUGAUUGUGACAAGGCAUCCCAGUAGUUUCUUUCUUAGAGGAAAUUGCAGGAAUGUAAAAAUUUGAAUCUGUAUUUGUGUUGCUUCUGCCUUUUAAACUUUUCCAGUUUAAACUCACCCUAACCCUGUGAGCUGGCAGGCUUUGCAUGUCAAGAAGUCUCUUUUUAAGGAACUUGUGUUUUCUAAAUAUUUUGGGUGAGAAAGGGCCCUUGGAGCCCCACAGUCUUCACACUUGCAGAACGUGGAGAAGGUCAACCUUUACAUUUUACUUCCUGCUCUGAGAUGUCACUAACAGUGUGGGCACGUGUGAGGGCUUGGUCUUUCAUUCUUUUAUAGUCUGAAAAUCAAAAACCGGGUAAUCUGUCAAGAGCCUUGCAGAGUGGCCCUCCACAAAGCACAUUGAAACAUCAGCCAUAGAACAGAAGCUGUUUUCCUCCCGCUCCAGGGAUCUUGCCAUUACGACUCUCUGGUUGGGUGUGAGGGACAUAGACCCUUUUGGGAUCUAUAGAAGUGUUAAGACUGCUGUGAUCUGCACACAAACAGUGUUGGUUCAGAGGGUCGGUGGUCAAAUGGCUUAUGUUGCCUUGGCAUCUUGAUUUAGGGGCUGUGGUCCUUUGGGCUCUUCCACCUAAGCUGGAAAUCUUGUGUUUGCAGUGUAGGGUUUGAGCAAAUGGCAACAUGAAUAGAUGAGAGCGAUUCUUUGCCUGCCAGAUGCCAAAAAGUGCUAAAGGUUUUGACUGUUGCCUGCUGUGAGAAGGGACAGUGUUCUGGGUUCAUUUAUGCUGAUGCAGUAGCAUUAUUGGGGCACGAUGGUAUCAGGCUGCCCUUUUCUGGAAUGGUUUUAUUUUUUGACCUACAUCUACAUUUUACUUGCACAAAUAGAAAUCCCUCUCCCCCAGCCAGUAGGGAGAGUAAAUGGUUGCUUUAUAGUCCCUGAGAUCCCAUCAGAAAAAUACUGUUGAAAGAAGUUCCUGUUUUAAUGCAGCAACUCCAUCCAGAACAUCCAGAACACAGAAGAGGAAGCCUGUGGAUCAGGCAUCAUAGUUUACAUUUUUUAAGAGAGAAAAGGGGCCAUUUGAGGAGCCUUGGGAAAGGUCUGCAUCAUCAGCAGUGAAUCCCAAAGGUAAAGCUGUGCUUGGACUUAACAAGUAUUGUAUUGGAUGUAGACCGAGACUUGCUAAAAAUGCGUUCAAUAUAAGUUGGAAAGAUCAGGUGCUGCAACUUGCAAAAAAGAAAGUCUAAGUAAACUGUUGGGCCUCCCUGGUCCCAAAGCAAAAAGUAGAGUUGGGGGUUGUUGCUGUGCGAAACUGUGUCCUAAAGAUCUACAGGUCACCAGAACCUGUAGCUUGCUUUUGAAAAGCCCCAAGACAGCAAGGCCGUAGAAAUGUCUGCUUGAGAAUUUUGUGUGGGCUUUGAAUGCCAGUCUUCCUUCAGGAGCUUGAGGCGUGGAAUGAUCCCUGUUGGCACACGAUGCCUGCUAGCACCUUAAUGUUGCUUCCUAGGAAGCAGAACAGCUGAGGAAGGUGGUGAUAAAGGGAGCGUUGGCAGCCAACCUCCUUCCGAUGCCUUUGGGCUGCCCGGAGGCUCCAAAUUCUCAAGCCGUGCUUGUGUGGGGAUCCAAGAGUGGUGCUUAGCUUCCAAAUCAUUCUUUGGCCAGGGCUGUGGGUGCCCUUCGGUUGGUUUUUUGAACCAUGAGUUAACUCCCUGGUUAAAGGUGUGGGAAGUUAUUGGGGUGCCUUUGGGGAGUGCCUUGUGAGAUUUUUUAGUUCCCCCAGGGAAAGGGCCUGACUUUUUUUUUUUUUUUGAACUUCACUUCCGAAGCAAAUAGGAGUCAGGUCACCUUAUCGCGAUCAGAGUUUGUGUGGAGAUAACCCUUGUUAUCAGUGGAGUAACGAGGCAGAUGCAGGUUCUGAGAGCUGCUGUCUCAGCUGUCAGAUGAUUGAGGCCCCCACCCUUUAUUGUACCACUGUGGAUGCUUUCCUUCUUUCUGUUCGUGGCCCUGCUUGCUGAGAAGGCAUUGAUGUGGCCUCUUAGGACCGCCUAGAUCUUUGCUUCCAGGUUACAAACCUAAAUUGGGUGGAAUCUGGCCUUGCCGCUGGUUCGUCCUUCGUAACUUCGAACUCGGUCCACGAUUCCAAAGCAGGGCGGUGCGUGCAGCUGUCCUCUACUUUGCGUCUUUAAUACUUGGCAGUGCUGCUUCUUGUUACUGGGACGUGUGUAGGCGUGCAUUUAGUAUUGAGCUUGGGCGAGGGGUAAAAAGCACAUAUGACUUGUCUGACUACAUCGGCUUUGCAAAAGAUUUCUUUUCCUGGGGAAGUGAAAUAGGUGUGGGUGAGUUCUGCAUUAAUUCUUCCCUCCACCCCAUUUUUUGGUACAUUUAGCUGUUUGUUUUAUACAUUUUGUUGGUUUCUAUUUUUGUUUUCUCCCAGGAUGUCUGGUUGAGGGAAAUAUUCUGAAAUCUACUGCCUGGCAGUUUUAACCAGCAGUGUGUUAAAAAAAUUAAAUAAAACAAAAUUAUAUUGUCACUUAAA